This is a messenger RNA of Bemisia tabaci, 1148 nucleotides long. RefSeq lists its product as uncharacterized. The record is from RefSeq and is a predicted model, not a curated record. Lineage: Eukaryota; Metazoa; Arthropoda; Insecta; Hemiptera; Aleyrodidae.
GAUCUCGAAUCUUGACAUCCUUCAUGACGUCAUUUUGAAAAACGUGAGGUAUUUGUUGUUUUAGGUUAGGUCUUUCUAAUUUCCUUUUUACUGCCUUGCACGUGGCUCUGUUAAUCCAUUUCACCAAGACCAAACAAAAUGAUUGUCUCAGUCAACAACACAGAAGUGAAAAUUGGCAAAAGCGCUAUCGGUGUCAAGAAUCUUUCAAAGAAAUCGAAAAAAAUAAAGAAAGAGAAAUCUGAUAAGAAGACUAAGGAGCCUAAGAAAAAAACUAAUCAUGAUGAAGCAGCGCGGAAAAAAAUUUUAGAGCAGCGACUAGCAACAGAUAAAUUGAAACAGGAUAGAUGGAUUGAAAUUUUAAAGGAUGUCCUUGCCCGCAGUGAUACAUCUGAUGUACAUAAACUUAUGUUGGAGAAGUGCCUUGAGCCACAAUUUGUUCGUUAUGUGCCCAGAAAAACAAAGAAAAGUUUUGUGAAUCUCAUAAUCUUGUCUGGUGGGUUUGAAGCAAAACAUUCAAAAACAGCGGAAGAACUUUUUGCCAUCCUCAAAACUGCUGAAGGCUCUGUGCCAAACUCUGUCAAGAGGAGGGAAGCUCGAUUGAAGAAAAUGCAGAAGAAGAAGCUAAGGAAAGCAAUGAAGGCAGGCCAAGAAGGAGGAGCUCCGGCUAAGGUGAAAGUAGAGAAGGCUGAAAAAAUGGAGGAAGAUGGAAACGAUGAUGAGGAGAUGGCUGAAGUAAAGACUGAGGUAAAAUCUGAACCAGAGAGCGACAAUGAAGCAGGCGGAACCAGUGGACCAACUCUGAAAGUAAAAGGACGAUCCAAGAAGAACAGGGUAAAAUUGGAAAAAGUAGGAAGUAAAGUGCUCCAUUUGCAAGGAAAGCUGAACAAAAACAAGAAAGGCAAAGGAAAAGACAACAAUAAGAGACGAAGCAAGUGAACCACCGAAGCCACACUUUUUAUGGUCUGACAACAGCUUGUUUAUGUACAGUUUUCUGCAGACGAAUCUGAUCUCUUUGUAUAUCAUUCUCCGGCUGCACGAAGGAGACAAUCUUAAUGAGUAAAAAACUCACCAGAACUGCAGAAUUUGAAUUAUGUUUUUUCUCUGGUGAAUAUUUAGAAAAAAAAUGAUUUUUCUAGAAGCAACAUUGA